Molecule: messenger RNA, 687 nt
Organism: Arachis stenosperma
Lineage: Eukaryota; Viridiplantae; Streptophyta; Magnoliopsida; Fabales; Fabaceae
Exons: 2
Coding region: 1-687 (228 amino acids)
Molecular function (GO): nucleic acid binding
Source: RefSeq, a predicted model, not a curated record
AUGGUAGAAGCCAUAGCCACAUCAACAAAUGACAACAAGAUUUAUGGAGUCAAGCACAGAGUAGCAACCCCAUACCAUCUACAGACCAACAGGCAAGUUGAGAUUUCAAAUAGAGAACUCAAAAGAAUCCUUGAAAGAACUGUUGGUAACUCAAGAAAGGAAUGGUCCAAAAGGCUGGAUGAUGCACUAUGGGCUUAUAGGACAACCUUCAAAACACCCAUUGGUAUGUCUUCGUACCAACUGGUGUUUGGGAAGGCUUGUCACUUACCAGUAGAGCUUGAACACAAAGCAUUUUGGGCUCUCAAGAUGUUGAACUUUGAUAAUCAAGCUGCUGGGAAAAGGAGACUACUACAACUCAAUGAGCUGGAAGAAUUCAGGAAUCAAGCUUAUGAGAAUGCUAAGAUUUACAAGGAAAACAAAAAGAAAUGGCAUGAUCAAAAGCUAGCAAGAAGAGAGUUUGUAGAAAGUCAAAAAGUGCUACUAUACAAUUCAAGGCUCAAGUUCUUCCCAGGAAAGCUUAAAUCAAGGUGGUCUGGACCUUUCACAAUCCUCAAGGUGUCUCCCUAUGGUCAUGUAGAGCUUAUGGAGGACAAGACACAGAGGACUUUCACUGUCAAUGGCCAUAGGCUUAAGCACUACUUGGGGGACUCUUUGGAUGAGCAGAGAGUGAGCUACAACCUCAACUAA